Molecule: messenger RNA, 825 nt
Organism: Letharia columbiana
Lineage: Eukaryota; Fungi; Ascomycota; Lecanoromycetes; Lecanorales; Parmeliaceae
Exons: 1
Coding region: 1-825 (274 amino acids)
Source: RefSeq, a predicted model, not a curated record
AUGCUGAAAAGGCUGCUGAGGAAGCACAACGCCGCAAAGAACAAGAGCGACAGCGAGAUCGUAACAUUGAUAACAUCAGGCAACGAGAGAGGGGUGAACGAGGAGGCCGUGGCCGGGGCAGAGGUGAUAGGGGAGGCUAUCGUGAUUUCGAUAGGCGUCCUACACGAGAUUCAAGGUCUCCACCUCCUAGACGCCGAAGCCCACCACCUGGCUUCCGUGGUCCUCCUCCCCCACGUGAGACUGAUACAUACAUUCCACCUAGCCGAGGUGGCCGUCGUUCAGAUGACAGGCGACGCCGGUCGCCUUCUCCUAGAAGAUCGCCUUCCUACUCGCGGUCCCGGUCUAGAACUCCACCACGUCGAAGAUACAAAGACGACGAUCCUCCAAGACCACGCCGUCGAUAUACUCCAAGCCAAUCUCGGACUCCUCCACGACGGACUUAUGGCAGAGAUAGAGGUCAGAGGGUUCGGGGACGUGGUGAUGAUCGAGCAAGAUCCUACACACCUUCAGAUACCUCUCGCUCACGUUCCCCCAGACGAAAAAGACGCUCCCCUUCCCUGUCGUCUCGUAGUCCUACACCACCUUCAAGAGCCAGACAUUAUGGCCGAAGACGGCGUUCGUCAUCUCCAUCGAGUUCUCGCUCAACAAGCAGGGACCGAAAACCUGCGGGCAGAUCCAGAAAAUCACUUUCCUAUGACAGUGAUGACAGAAGGAGUCGCGCUGAUUAUCGAAAGGGACCAAGACAUCAUCAUGACCAGCAUCGUAGCCCCAGCCCCAGCGGUAGCCACAGCAAAGAACGACUUUCUCCUGCUCCUGCACCAUUAG